GAAGCGCAGGGCGCACGCGCACAGGAGGCGGCGCUGCAGGCGCUAGAGGAACCUCAGCGCGUGCGGCGCGGAGCCAGGCCGGACGGGAAAGUGGAGAACCCGCGCAGCGGCCACGGCGGCCGCAAUGGCGCAGCCACAGCAGGCUCGGGUCCUGCGGUGCUGCAGCUGCCGCCUGUUCCAGGCGCACCAGAUGAAGAAGAGUCUCAAAUGGACAUGCAAAGCCUGUGGGGAGAAGCAGGCGUUUUUGCGGGCUUACGGUGAGGGCUCUGGUGCUGACUGUAGGCGCCAUGUCCAAAAAUUAAAUCUGCUGCAGGGACAAGUUUCAGAGAUGUCACUCAGGUCUUUGGAAGAACCUGUAAAUGCCGGUGAAGAGGAAAAUGCAGGUCCUUGGCAGGCUGAGCACGCGAGGCUGCAGGGAAAGCCGCAGCCCUCAGAGAAGGGCUGGAUGAAGGAUCUGGAAGGGGCCUCCAAAGGACUGCGGCUGGAAGGAGGAGUGGGUUUCAGCCGACAGCCCCAGGCCAAGACGGAGGAGCCAGAGCCCCCCUUCAGGACAGGCCUGCCAAGGAAAAGGAAAUGGAGCCAGAGCACGGUUCAGCUUCCUGACGGCCAGGACUCAGGCAACUCUGAGCUCACCUUGGAGCCCCAGGGCCGCGUGGGCCUGGCAGGGAACAUCAAAGAAAGAAGCAGUCACGAGGACUGGGACACCAGGGAGCUCACUGUUCCUCAGGGGGCACCAUCACAUCCUGCCCAGCAGCUCAGGCCCGUGUCUUCUAAGUGGGAACGAUUUCUUCUGCCACCUGGAAGCAGCUCACACGUGGACAUGGAGCCCCCAACACCCCUGCACAGAGGCCUCAGGCCAGCUGAGCCAACACAGGCUGAGCAGGGGACCCUCAGGACCCAGACCCCAAGAGAAAGGCUCCUCAGCAGGUCCCCCGGUGCACCCCAGCUUCCUGAGGCCACACACACUCUCACAUCUGGGCCCAAGAGGCCCUGUGGGAAGGCCCCUGAGCAGUUGUGGGGCACAGCACAUCGGGCAGAGGGUGGGCCCUCAGUCAGAGGGACACAGGAGCCCCCACUCAUGCAUCUAUGUGACCUCUUUAAAACCGGUGAGGACUUUGAUGAUGAUCUGUGAACCAAGACUAGUAUAUUGUAAAUUUAGACACAUUUGUUAAAUGAGCCCUUCGCCACUAGACCGUAUGCCACUGGAAAUAGGGCUCCCUAAGUUGCUUUUAAAUAGGACUGAGGAUGAUUUAUGGGAACUACCGAGAACUGACAAUAAAAAUCACUAUCAAACAGAUCAUCUCUUGUUGCAACAUCUUUGAUUAAAGUGCUUAUACCAUUUAAUUACUGAGUGUUUACAAAUAUAACAGAAUGGCCACAAAAGGAUUUUCUCACUUUAAAAGCAACUGACACAUUUGGAAGUGAGGGAACUCUAGUGGUUAUGAAACAGAG
Molecule: messenger RNA, 1452 nt
Organism: Equus caballus (horse)
Lineage: Eukaryota; Metazoa; Chordata; Mammalia; Perissodactyla; Equidae
Gene: MRNIP
Product: MRN complex interacting protein
Biological process (GO): mitotic G2 DNA damage checkpoint signaling
Cellular component (GO): nucleus
Molecular function (GO): chromatin binding
Source: RefSeq, a predicted model, not a curated record